This is a messenger RNA of Paracoccidioides lutzii Pb01, 2451 nucleotides long. Its product is annotated as RNA processing protein Grc3. Bases 1 to 2451 code for a protein of 816 amino acids. Gene Ontology annotation, molecular function: polynucleotide 5'-hydroxyl-kinase activity. Gene Ontology annotation, biological process: cleavage in ITS2 between 5.8S rRNA and LSU-rRNA of tricistronic rRNA transcript (SSU-rRNA, 5.8S rRNA, LSU-rRNA). Gene Ontology annotation, cellular component: nucleus. The transcript has 5 exons. The record is from RefSeq and is a predicted model, not a curated record.
AUGAAAAGGAAAGGAGAGAUGCAAUCUCAAUCUGCUCCGGUCAGCGCAUUUGCAGCCCGAAGGUCCCGGCAAAAAUCAGUGGCAGUUUGGCAAACUACAGCUACGGUUCCUGAAUCUAUUUUAAGUGAAGAACCCCCAUUGAAAAGGACAAAAACUUCCUCUUCGAGAUGUUCUUCGAGAGAUCAUCCCGAUAAAAGACCCUUAUCGCCGAGUGAAAACAUCACAAUAGGGAAAUCCAACUCUGCUACACCGGCAUUAUUCAGGGCGGGAAGCUCAGACGAGAUAUGCGCUACGCAAACGGCUGGAUAUCAGAGUGGCAGUAGCGAUGAGGAUGACGAUGUCGAAACAGAGGUUAGCAGUGAUGACCAAGAGAGUGAUGCGCAUUUAACAAAUGCUCCGGCAGACUUUCAGAACUUCCUUUUAUCUAAAAGUCGUCUCUGUAAGAGCAGUGUUAUAUAUCGUACGGAUAAGGCGAUAUGUAUUCGUUUGAAACUAAAAAUGGUAGUUGCUGACAAUAGGAAGAAUUUGGCACUCAUAGGCCAGUACGACCUAUGGGUUAAGCGAGGUGUGGUCAGCAUAAUGGGAGCAAAAUUGCAUCCAAGCCCUCGUCUAUAUAGAGUCUAUGCGCCGUCCACGCACUCUCUUCCCGUGAUAAAAUGUGUUUCUGGAGUAGACGGUUAUGCAGAGGUUGAGAUCAGAUCUUGCAACAAUGGGCUGUACCGUUUGAAGAAUCUCUCAAACCUGUAUCAUCGGAUAUGCAAUAGCAAAAAGCCAGUCCCUGGUUCGGUUCUGCAGACGGAUGGAUCGUUCUCAUUCUCUAUUCUUCAUUCAUCUUCGGAUGACCCCCUGAAAAGACAUCUGCGGCCUCUGCAUCUCGACAAAAAAUGGAGCACGUCCAUACAGACCCUCUCUCAACGAGGAGCGGCUCUUCGAGUACUAACCUGUGGUCCCAAGGGGUCUGGAAAAUCAACUUUCAAUAAAUAUCUUCUUAAUCACCUACUGAGCCUACCCCCAACGGAUGGUAGUUUACAACAGGGCAAACGUGGAGUCGCUUUUCUAGAUUUAGACCCUGGUCAGCCUGAGCUGUCCCCUAUGGGUCAGGUCUACCUUGCCUGUCUACAUACACCAAUCCUUGGACCGCCGUUCUCGCAUCCUACCAUUGAUUCUCCGUCCAAUGGCUAUAUUAUAAGAUCCCAUUAUAUUGGAGCCUCCUCGCCAAAGGACAACCCAGACCACUACAUUGUGGCAACAAUGGAUCUGAUGAACCGCUAUCAUAAGUUACUCCAAAGUUACCCUCAAUGCCCCCUUGUCAUAAACUACCCUGGGUGGAUUUUUGGCCUUGGCUUGGAGAUUGUCCUUUCAUUCCUUAUUUCAUUGGGGCUUUCUGAUGUAGUAUAUAUGAGCAAUAAAGGCCCAGCUGAAGUCGUGGAGCCGCUUAUUGCGACAGCAUCGGAGGCUGGGGUUCUCAUGACCAUACUUCCAUCUCAACCCACAGACUUUGUGACCAGAUCCAGCGCACAGCUGAGGUCCAUGCAAAUGAUUUCUUACUUCCAUUCGACACAGUAUAGGACUAGUGAAAGAACCUGGUCCGAUAUCCCGCUAUGCCUAACCCGACCAGUGACUGUUAACUAUGCUGGAACCUCACCAGGGAUUCUUGGAAUAAUGGUGACGGGUUCACACCAUGGCCUGGACAUGCUGAGCGAUUUGUUGGACGGAGCCGUUGUAGGAAUUGUGGCAAUCGAAAGCCUUAAUGCAAUCGCGGCUGGAAAAGAGCGAGAUGCAUCAGAUGACAAUGUUGUCACUGACCACAACGGCCAAAUAAAUGAGGAGUCCAAUUUGGAUCCCGACGGCGAUUUGCUAAUAGGCACAAAUGUCACAUUAAACAAAAGCCAAUCGCCAUCGUCGCCAAUCGAUCCACCGCAUCCUAGUAUCAGCCGCACCCCAGACGACAACCUCCCGCACUUAUUCGUUGGCGAUGGGGCCUGCACACCGCUCGACCCCAGCCUAUCUUACUGCCUAGGCCAGGCAAUUAUCCGGUCCGUCAACCCUCAAACACAGACUCUCGACCUUUACACCCCCAUCCCACCCCAUAAAAUCCGCGAUGCAGUGGAGCAAGGACACCAUAUAAUCCUAGUUCGAGGCCAGGUGGACAAUCCCAACUGGGCCAUUUCCGAGGAGUACUUUUGCGCACGUGCUGCACAACGUCGGUACCGAAGAAUGAUGGCGAAAGAGAAGGCGGAGGGAAUAAAACUGGAUACAGCAGAGCGGGAAAAACGAGAUGCCGUGUCAGAGCGGUUGCGGGAGCGGGUGCGGAGAGCGGGUAACGUACCCUGGAUGAGUUUGAAUGAACGUGCCAGGGAUGCAAAGGAGAACAGCGUCAAGAAUAUGUGGAGACUAUGGAAGAAGGCAUAUCCUGCAGAUUCGCGCAGUGGGAGCGAUAAGGAAUGGUGA